Xylona heveae TC161 is the source of this 1653-nucleotide messenger RNA. Its product is annotated as 30S ribosomal subunit S4. The transcript has 3 exons. Lineage: Eukaryota; Fungi; Ascomycota; Xylonomycetes; Xylonales; Xylonaceae. Gene Ontology annotation, molecular function: rRNA binding; structural constituent of ribosome. Bases 56 to 1297 code for a protein of 413 amino acids. The record is from RefSeq and is a predicted model, not a curated record. Gene Ontology annotation, cellular component: mitochondrial small ribosomal subunit. Gene Ontology annotation, biological process: positive regulation of translational fidelity.
CAGUCGACAUUUCGCACUUCCACGACAAGCCUUGAGGCGUACACAUCUGCCCAUCAUGCGGAAGAAGUUUCACGGUCUCAAGAAGAUUAAAAUCCGGCAGUCAUGGAAUAAGAUCAACCUGUACAACAUUGCGAGAUCAAGGCCGCUGAGCACAGGACAUUUGACGUUUUUCCAGCAAAAAUGGGCUGCGAAGGCUGCUGCACGCGCUUACCACGGUGAACAAAUUCGGGAAAAGCAAUGGCAGCGCAUGUUCAGCCGACGCCUUGCCUCAGUCGUCCCCAUGGACCACCGAUAUCUGGCAAGAUUUGAUGGAUCAGAGCAGGCAGCAGGAAGGGGUUCUGGGUUGGAUCCAAAACCUGAUGAACGGGUUCGUCCCGUCGCCCGGACGCCGUACAUGAAUAUGACUUUUGCUCCGAUUGAGCGAAGAUUAGACACGGCCAUAUUCAGAGCACUGUUUGCGAGCAGUACCCGCCAGGCACGGCAAAUGGUUGUGCACGGAUUCGUCAAGGUCAAUGGCAAGAAGAUGAUAUAUCCCGGCUACUUGCUUAACCCGGGCGACAUGUUCCAGGUUGACCCGGAGCGCGUGAUGUUCGCCACUGGCGCAGAAAAGGACAAGACGGAACGUCGAGAGAGCCGAAUGCUCAAGCGAUCAAAGAAUAGCGAAGCUGGCGAGGGCGAGGAGGCUGGAGAGGCUGCUGCCGAGUCUGCAACCCCCGAACAGCAGAAACCCAGCGAACAAACACCCAAAGAGGCCAAAAAGAUGAUCAAUGACCUGAUGAGCCAAGCCAAGGCGCUGCUCUCCGGCUCCAAGGACCAGAAGGUCUCCGCGAAGCGCAAGCAAGAUAUCCGUGCUUUCCAGCGCACUCUUAAGCGCACCCUCUCCCAGUCAUCCAGUUCGGUUCCGACAGGCCUUACCGACAGUCUCGAUGCCCAGCUUAUGGAGCUCACGUCUAAGCUCUCAAUAUCUUCAGAUGCCGAACAACCCCAAACCCCCGAAGGAUCUGCCUCGUCGGAAGGAAUAUUCACGCCCGAAGACAAGGCUGCCUUGAGAGAAGCCAUGAGAGAGAUGCGCGAGAACCCAAUUGAUCCCACCAAGCCAUAUGCGACGCCCUGGCGGCCUCGCCCCUUCAUGUCUGCAUUUGCUUUUAUCCCGCCUUUCCUUGAGGUCAACCAGAACAUUUGCUCCGCUGUCUACUUGCGACACCCCGUCGCUCGGCCAGGCUUCGCCGAGGUGCCUACUCCUUUCAGUUACGAGAUGAGCCAGCUUGCUUUCAACUGGUACCUUCGCCGAAGGUGAGCCGGGCAUGGCACUUUCAACCUCUCCUCUUUCUUUGAGUUUGGCUCGGUGGAAAAAUGGUAUUUGGCCGAUCACUUUCUUCCAUGUGUCGGCAUGGGAUUUCUUUGCUCAUGGUCCCAAGGCAUUCCGGGAUUGUAGAAUAUGUACAUUAUUUGUAGCGACUUAGAUGGCGAAAAUUAGAUGCUUUAAUUCGUUCAUGCAAGAUACGUUACGUCUGCUAAAGACAGUGCGCGACAAGCUGCGAAAACGUGUUUACAUCUCUCAUUAUUGGGUUGAUAUAUCACUCAUGUGCAUGACCGAGUGAUCUUUAUUGCUCUGAACUACCGCCACGCACCCGAAAGCAGCACAGAGAGGUU